Molecule: messenger RNA, 840 nt
Organism: Zonotrichia leucophrys gambelii
Lineage: Eukaryota; Metazoa; Chordata; Aves; Passeriformes; Passerellidae
Product: transmembrane emp24 domain-containing protein 11-like
Biological process (GO): endoplasmic reticulum to Golgi vesicle-mediated transport; intracellular protein transport; Golgi organization
Cellular component (GO): COPII-coated ER to Golgi transport vesicle; Golgi apparatus; endoplasmic reticulum
Source: RefSeq, a predicted model, not a curated record
AUGUUAUCUCAUUCUCCAGAACAUGCUGUAGUUAUUUAUAAAUGUGUAACCAGCAGCUGCCUUUUCUCACAGGUUUUUUUCUCUCUCAAAAAUACUCUGAUAAGCAGCAAACAAGGAACAACCACAGGACUACAGGCACUUGGAUGUAUAUCUUCAAAAGCAGUACAGCAGGGAUAUAUAAAAAACAUGAAAAGCAAAUUAAUAGGAUUUCUUAUGAACUUUUGGAUUUCUUUUUCACUCGCUCUGUAUUUUCACAUGGGAGAAAGAGAAGAGAAAUGCAUAAUUGAAGAUAUUCCCAGCGACACCCUGGUAGUUGGGAAUUACAAAGUACAACGCUGGGAUUUACAUACACAUGACUUUCUUGAAUCUGCUCCUGGUUUGGGAAUGUUUGUGACUGUCACAAGCCCUACUGGUGAGGUACUGCUGUCAAAACUGUAUGGGCCACAAGGGACCUUUACUUUUACAUCCUACAUCUCUGGGGAGCACAUCAUCUGUUUCCAGUCUAACUCCACAAGAUUUGUGGUGAUUGCAGGAAGCAAACUGCGCACCCACUUGGACAUCAGAGUUGGAGAACAUUUUUUGGAUGAAUCUGCUAUUCAAGCCAAAGACAAAGUGAAUGAAGUUAAUGUCAGACUAGAGAAUCUAAUUGAGCAAAUUCAUCAUGUAACCAGAGAACAAGAGUAUGAAAGAGAGCGUGAAGAAAAAUUUCGGAAAACAAGCGAAGAAACCAACAGCAAUAUUUUGUGGUGGGCUAUAGUACAAACACUAAUCCUCAUCGCUGUUGGAAUCUGGCAAAUCAAAUCUCUCAGAGAUUUCUUCAUAUCUAAGAAGCUUGUUUAA